This is a messenger RNA of Oreochromis niloticus (Nile tilapia), 1458 nucleotides long. RefSeq lists its product as uncharacterized. The record is from RefSeq and is a predicted model, not a curated record. Gene Ontology annotation, molecular function: signaling receptor binding. Bases 226 to 771 code for a protein of 181 amino acids. NCBI's taxonomy places the organism in Eukaryota, Metazoa, Chordata, Actinopteri, Cichliformes, Cichlidae. Gene Ontology annotation, cellular component: external side of plasma membrane. The transcript is spliced from 2 exons. Gene Ontology annotation, biological process: T cell receptor signaling pathway; regulation of cytokine production.
CUGCUCUGAGGUGUGUCUUGUAAAAGCAGCGGCGCUUACAGCCGGAUCUCCUCUUAGAUGGCAUCGCAUCAGUGCACAGAAGGGAGAAAACGGGAACUGAAGUAUCGAUCUCAUUACUCUCGUACUGAUUAAUGUCAGUACAAGCGGUGGUAUCGAUAUUGCGAUAUACGGAUCGAUCCCCCACAACUACGCAGUUUCUUUAAGUCAUUGUGAUCUUCUACAGAAAUGUUGCUCAUAUCUGUUUUCCUUUGCUUUUCGGUGAUCUGGACUUCACUUUCAAAAGAUCCAGACGAGGUGAUCAUAGUGAAGCAGGGAGAGGACGUCACUCUCCAGUGUUGGGGUUUUGCAGAUGCUCCCAUCGAGCUGCUGGAGUGGAGAAGACCUGAAUUGAAGCCAGACUAUGUGUUUUACUACAGAGAGCAGCGCUCCUAUGAAAUGUUUCAGCAUUCAUCUUUCAAAGGCCGGGUGAAGCUGAGAGACCCGGAGAUGAAGAAUGGAGACUUUUCAGUGAUUCUGAAGGAAGUCACCUUCAAUGAUACGGGCAGAUAUGAGUGUUUGGUUGGAACGAGGAGAACGAGGAGAACGAGAGACGAGCGGAGCUCCAUCAGUGUCAGGGUGGAACAGACUACUAAAGAUACCUCGGGUGGAGGAAACACUGAGAGAGAAAAGUGGCAUGUUCCACAGAUAGCAGCAAUAGUGAUUACAGUGUUUGUACCAACCGUACUGAUUUUACUGAUUGGGGUGGUUGUAGUUGUGCAGGGUCCCUACUAAUGGGAAGGUUGGUGGUUUGAUCCUCGUCUGCUACAGUCUGCAUCCUAAAUAUCCUUGGGCAAGAUUCCUAAUUUGCUCUCAGGUGCAGUCAUUGGAGUCUAAAUGUGUUUGAAUGUUAGAUAGAAACCUUACAUAGAAAAGGUGCUGGUGUGAAUGGUUGAAUAAGGUGAGCUGUGUAAAGGACUUUGAAUGCUCAGAUAGAGUAGGAAAGCAUUAUAUAAGAACCCGUCCAUUUACUGAUUAUUGUCGUCUUCGUUGCUUCUAACACAAAGAUCAGAGACAAACAAACCCGUGAGGAUCUCCUGCAGAGCGAUGAAGCUGGAAACGAGCUGCACUGAAAUGUCACCUUAUUGUUCAGGCUGCUGUUACUGUUACAGUUUGAGUUGAUGGUACAGUCCCCGGAGUGUAAAUGAAUACAGGAGAAAAUAUAACUACAACACAGCUAAAGUGCAAUUAUUUUUAUUAAACUGUAACUCUGAGCUAUUUUAUUAACUAAUGUGUUUUGGAAUACCGUUUGAGGUGCUGGAAAAUGUCUGUUUGGUGCCAAACAGCUAAUGUUUUCUUUUUCCUCUAUUUUAAUAAUGGUACAAACACUAUGUGCUGUAUUUGUCACUGAACACUUUAAAACUCCAUGAGAUAUAAUAUUUUAUAAGAAGUUAAUAAAUUUUCAAGUGUUUUAUACUCUGA